Molecule: messenger RNA, 693 nt
Organism: Polychytrium aggregatum
Lineage: Eukaryota; Fungi; Chytridiomycota; Chytridiomycetes; Polychytriales
Exons: 5
Coding region: 1-693 (230 amino acids)
Biological process (GO): Golgi to plasma membrane transport; intracellular protein transport; exocytosis
Cellular component (GO): exocyst; membrane
Source: RefSeq, a predicted model, not a curated record
AUGUCUGAGACCGUGGCAGCAACCAAGGACGAUGUCGCCCAUCUCCAGCAGCUCAUCCGCGAGUUGGUCGCUGAGGGCUCGACACAAUCAUCCUUCAGCUCCCGCAAGUCCUCGUCCGUAAAGGAGGCCGAUGGGGCAGACGGGGUCGACAACUUUGACCAGAUAUCGUACUCCAUCACGCAAAUCUUCCAGUCUGGAAAGGAGAUCCCCUUCACCGAACAGCUCAACUUCUUCAUCAAUCGCAAAGAGGCCGAGAUUGAAAAGAUGUGCAACUUCCACUACCAGGAGUUUGUUCAGUCGGUCGACCAGCUGCUCAAAGUGCGCGUGGGCACAGCCUCCAUCCGGACCAAACUCAACAACCUCAACAAGGAGAUCCAGCAAUCCGGCAGCAAGAUCCUUGAUAAGCGACGAGAGAUUGUCGAGUUCCGCCGGACCCAGGUCAACAUCGAGUCUACCAUCGAAAGCCUGCAGUCGUGCCUGUUCAUCCUCAACAUCAUGGGGAAGAUCCAGACACAAAUCAACUCGAAGAAGUACUAUUCGGCCUUGCGCAUGCUCGAGGAUCUCCAGAGCAACAAAAUCAAACUCAUCAAGGAUUUCAAGUUCAUGGAGCACAUAUCCGGAUGCAUUCCAAAGAUGAAGCAGAGCAUCAUCGACGCUGUUGUAAAAGAAAUGAACGAGUGGUUUGUCAAGUGA